GUGUUGCAGUUACUCUGGAGAUUUAAACGACAGUGAAUAUUAAGGAACGAGUAGCGAGGAGAGCAAGAGCAAGUAUUGCACUCUGGAGGUAGUGGUAGUAGAGAGACUCGAACGGAGAUGGCCGGCGAUCUAUCAACCGAUUCUCUUAGAUUUAUUAUCGUCAUCUCCGCCUUUUUGACACUGCUGCUAGCUACGGGGUCAUAUGGGUCUCCUUCUGGAAGUCGCAAAACGGGCAAGUCUUCAUUAUCAUCGGUGUUUUCUUUAUUUAAUCUGAAAGAGAAGAGUAGGUUUUGGAGUGAAUCUGUUAUUCACAGUGGCGAUUUCGAUGAUUUAGAAUCUUCUAGCCCUGCCAAAACGGGACCUAUCAAUUUCACCGAAGCCGGUAACAUUGCAAGUUAUCUUAAGCUCCAAGAAGUGGAUUCCAUGUACCUUCCAGUUCCUGUAAAUUUCAUUUUCAUAGGCUUCGAAGGAAAAGGGAACCAAGCAUUCAAGCUUCAUUCAGAAGAAAUCGAGCGUUGGUUCACAAAAAUUGAUCACAUCUUUGAACAUACACGCGUACCAAAAAUUGGAGAAGUUCUCACCCCAUUUUACAAAAUUCAUGUAGACAAAGAGCAACAUCACCAUCUUCCCUUAGUCAGUCACAUAAAUUACAAUUUUUCUGUUCAUGCCAUUCAAAUGGGUGAAAAGGUUACUUAUAUCUUUGAGCAUGCCAUCAAUCUUUUGGCUCGCAAGGAUGAUGUGUCUGAUAACAGUGAUAACAAGGAUGUCCUGUGGCAAGUAGACAUGGACGUGAUGGAUGCUCUUUUCAGUAGUCUUGUUGAUUAUCUUCAACUUGACAAUGCAUAUAACGUUUUCAUUUUGAAUCCCAAGCAUGACCUAAAGAGGGCUAAAUAUGGCUACAGGAGAGGUUUGUCGGAGUCAGAAAUAACAUUUCUGAAAGAGAAUAAGAGCUUGCAAACAAAAAUUCUUCAGUCUGGAGGCGUUUCAGAAAGUGUUCUCGCACUUGAUAAGAUUAAGAGACCUCUGUAUGAAAAGCAUCCUAUGACCGCAUUUACCUGGACGAUAACUGAAGAAACUGAUACAGUGGAAUGGUAUAAUAUCUGCCUGGAUGCAUUGAACAAUGCUGAGAAGUUAUAUCAAGGGAAGGACACUUCUGACAUCAUUCAGAAUAAAGUCUUACAAUUAUUGAAAGGGAAGAAUGAGGAUAUGAAGCUUCUUCUUGAAAAAGAGUUAAAAUCUGGGGGCUUCAGUGAUUUUCCUGCAGAGUGUCUUACAGAUACAUGGAUCGGAAGGGACAGGUGGGCCUUUAUUGAUUUAACUGCUGGCCCCUUCUCGUGGGGUCCUGCUGUUGGUGGAGAAGGUGUGCGCACAGAGCGUAGUUUGCCAAAUGUGCAGAAAACUAUUGGUGCAGUUGCUGAGAUUUCAGAAGAUGAAGCUGAAGAGCGCUUGCAAGAAGCAAUUCAGGAAAAGUUUUCAGUACUUGGUGAUAAGGAUCAUCAAGCCAUCGAUAUUCUUUUGGCUGAAAUUGAUAUUUAUGAGCUUUUUGCUUUCAAGCACUGCAAAGGAAGGAGAGUUAAGCUAGCUCUUUGUGAAGAGCUUGAUGAGAGAAUGCGGGAUUUGAAAAAUGAGCUCCAGUCUCUUGACCAUGAAGAGCAUGAUGAAAGUCAUAAGAAGAAGGCCGUAGAGGCAUUAAAACGAAUGGAGAGUUGGAAUCUUUUCAGUGAUACCCAUGAGCAGGAGUUUCGAAACUACACAGUUGCAAGGGAUACCUUUCUUGCACAUUUAGGUGCAACCCUUUGGGGGUCUAUGAGACAUGUAAUCUCACCUUCACUAUCUGAUGGAGCAUUCCACUAUUACGAGAAGAUAUCCUUUCAGUUCUUUUUCGUCACACAUGAAAAAGUUAGGAAUGUUAAACAUCUACCUGUUGAUCUUGAGGCUCUAAAGAAUGGGCUAUCCUCCUUACUUGUAUCAUCACAAAAGGCUAUGUUCAGUGAGAACCUAGUAGUGCUGUCAGAGGAUCCUGCAUUAGCAAUGGCCUUUUCAGUGGCUCGGCGAGCAGCAGCUGUCCCAUUAUUGCUUGUUAAUGGAACAUAUAGGAAAACCACUCGGUCCUAUCUUGAUUCCUCCAUUCUCCAGCAUCAGUUGCAGAGGCAGCUCCAUGACCAUGGUUCUCUCAAAGGAGCACAUGCCCAUAGUAGGUCAACACUUGAAGUUCCUAUCUUUUGGUUCAUUUAUGGCGAGCCACUAUUAGUUGACAAGCAUUAUCAGGCAAAGGCUCUUUCUGACAUGGUUAUUGUGGUCCAGUCAGAGCCAUCAUCUUGGGAAAGCCAUCUGCAGUGUAAUGGGCAAUCAGUUUUGUGGGAUUUGAGGAGCCCUAUAAAAGCUGUGUUGGCUUCUGUCUCCGAACAUCUGGCUGGUUUACUUCCACUUCAUCUUGUCUACAGCCAUGCCCAUGAAACUGCAAUUGAGGAUUGGGUAUGGUCAGUGGGAUGCAAUCCUUUUUCAAUCACUUCCAGAGGUUGGCAUAUGUCACAAUUUCAGUCUGAUACAAUUGCUCGGAGCUACAUCAUCACAGCGCUUGAAGAGUCAAUACAACUGGUCAAUGCAGCCAUUCGUCGUCUACUCAUGGAACAUACAUCUGAAAAGACCUUCAAAAUGUUUCAGUCUGAGGAGCGAGAACUUGUGAACAAGUAUAAUUAUGUUGUUAGCCUUUGGAGAAGGAUUUCAACUAUUCAUGGAGAGCUGCGUUACAUGGAUGCAAUGAGACUUCUUUAUACUUUAGAGGAUGCAUCUGAAAGGUUUGCUAAUCAAGUGAAUGCGACUAUGGCUGUUCUUCACCCAAUUCACUGCAUGAGAGAGAGAAAAGUACAUGUGGUGAUUGAUAUGACAACAGUCCCUGCUUUCUUGGUUGUUCUUGGUGUUCUGUAUAUGGUUCUGAAGCCUAGACGACCAAAACCCAAGAUUAAUUAAUAUCCUUCUAGGUGGAAGUCAUGGUUGCGAAGCUGUGCGGGAUUAUGCAUGAAGACUUGUAAAGUUACUUCGAGGGGAAUGAUUAUGCAAAAUUUUCGUUCCUGUUUAGCAUAUUAAUCAUACACAGUUUUGUUCUCCAUUUAAGGCUGCGAAAUUUUAACCAAAUGUUUGUGAAUCAAAGAGGAAAUCGGAAUGAGAUGCAGUGAUGUAAUCACUAAUCAACGAGCUAGAAAAUUGCAUUGCGGUUUGCUUGAGUUCUGUACAAUCGUGUGCUCUCUGACCCAGUAGUUAACCUGUUGUUUAGAAUUUGGAACUGUAGGCAAAAGGUUUGUAACAUACGUUUGAAUUGUACAUCAAUUUGAGUUCGUAGAGAAUUAUAACUUUCUGCA
Populus nigra (black poplar) is the source of this 3359-nucleotide messenger RNA. RefSeq lists its product as uncharacterized. The coding region runs from base 118 to 2970 and encodes 950 amino acids. The transcript has 25 exons. The record is from RefSeq and is a predicted model, not a curated record. NCBI's taxonomy places the organism in Eukaryota, Viridiplantae, Streptophyta, Magnoliopsida, Malpighiales, Salicaceae.